AUGAUAGUUCAGGUUGUUACUCUAGAAGGAAAUGUAUUAUGGUUAGACCUCAAUCAUAAUGCAUCAGUUAAGGACUUAAAGCUUAAAGUUCAAGAUAAAUGGUCAACUGAUGAAAAUAUUGAAAUUUAUUAUCAAAAAUCAAAAUUAGACGAUAAUUCUUUAGUUUGCGUUUGUAUUGGCAGUCAAAGUGCUGUGUUCACGGUUUUCCAGCCUGGUAAUUACUCACAAGUUGUAAAUAGAGCUAAAGCCGAAACAUUAGAUUAUGCGCUAGGAAUGACAACUAAUCUUAUAAACAAAUUCAUUCUAAUAUGUUCUAAAUCAGCAAUGGUAGAAAAAGUUAUUGCAUAUCUUCAACUUUGUGAUCAAGAAGCUGGAGAAACAAUUAUAAAGGAACUUUUUACAAAAUUAAGAAGGAAAAUGAUAACAGUAGAAGAACUACCCCUUGCGUUCAUAUCAGAAAUCGAAUCGAAUAUUGAAUUGCUUAUUCCAGAUGAUGAUGAGAGCUUUGUAUUUGAAAAUAGUGGAAACACAUGA
Molecule: messenger RNA, 534 nt
Organism: Trichomonas vaginalis G3
Lineage: Eukaryota; Parabasalia; Trichomonadida; Trichomonadidae
Product: ubiquitin-like family
Exons: 1
Coding region: 1-534 (177 amino acids)
Source: RefSeq, a predicted model, not a curated record